AUAUAUAAUCAGCCAUAUUGUGCACAAGGAAAAUUAAGUGAUGGAUAAACAGAGAUGCAUGUGAGGUAUUUAUACGCCAUGGAGACAGCAACCCAACUACAAAAAAUAAAAGGUAGAUAACUUGAGGGAGACGGGAGGUCUUCAACAACAGACAGAUCUGUGUAAUUACAACAAGUCUAAUAAGUACUAACAACUUUAUAUAAAAUUUGCUGACAGCAAUGUUCACAGAAAAUUAAAUGUGGAAUAGAUGGAGAAUCAGAUGUUGUCUUUUUAUGGGACAGCAGUCCAACGACAAAAAAAACCCCGGCUUGGUGCAUACAAACAGUCUUUUGGAAAUAAACACAAUUUGCAAAAAUAGUUAACAUUUGCGCAUCAUUCAUCCAUAUCUGUCAGAUAUAAUUACAUAUUCGCUUCGCUGUAACAAAAUAUACAGAGAAAACUCGUGCUCAUGCAUGGACCAUUUAUUCAGAGCAUACGUAGUGGGAAAAGUUAAAGGAAGAAAUCAGAAAAGUCCAAGAGACGACAAACAACAUUCGAAUGUCAACGACAUUGCGGUCGCAACAUUGUGACGUUGUCCAGCUGAGGUACCUUGGCGACGUUCAGUAGAGUUGUCGCUUUAGUAGUAAAGAGAACGCUUAUAUUGGAACUUCAAUUUUUUUUGAAAAAAAUCAACUAUUCUUAAAGAUGGAGAGUAUUUCAAUUUCAAGACUUGACUUAAUCUUGAAGCAGUUUAUUAGAAUUGACCAGUAUAAAGGAUACUGUAGGCUUUUGAAGGAAUAUGCAAUGGAAGCAUUUACAGUAAAUGGAAUGCCAGCACCAAUAUAUGUAGCGAAGAGAAUGGCAUAUUCCCAGGAAAAUGACUAUUUCGGUAUGGUUGAAAUGAAGGACUUGUUGGUGCCACUUUGUAACACCGCCUAUCUUCUAAACUGUCAGACACCAGACAAUGCUGUCAUGAAAGAAAGGAUACCAAACUUUGACGUGACAUUUGAUUCUAGUAUUUGUCAAGAUAUUAUAAUAAUGGAGAAGGAAGUGAGUCGUAAAAUAAGGAGUCAUAUCAUAUGCCUGGAGGGACUCAGGGAUUUACAGAAAGAUUGUUGGUUCUGGGAAAAACGCCUGAAACACAGGAACAAUAGAAUGGACACUUUCUUGGAGAAAAACACAGAUGACGGACAAGAUGUUACUAGUAAGAGUCAACGCAAAUAUGAUAACCUAGUAUCAAAGCAGAGUGAGGUAGCAAAACGUUACAAAGCUAUACUGGUUUGCUUCCAAGAAAAAAUGGAAGAUGAGAAGAAACUGAGGACAGCUGUUUUGCAGAAAGUGGCUGCCAUCCGGGAAAAGUUGUCAUCUACCAUGAAAGAAAGCUUAAUCCAUGCCUACAGUGACAUGAUACAGGCUGCAUACAUGGCAACGGAACAAGAAGGAUUUAACUUGGUUGAUCAACAACUAAUAGCAGUUAAUAUUGAUGGCAUCGUUGAUAAGUUAUAUGAGAUAACAUCAGCCACCUACAACACACCAGUACCUGAGGAUUUUAUCCAAGCUACUGGAUCAUACGAAAAGUUGGCCGAUAUAUAUUACAAGAAGUGUGAUUUUGAAGUGCUGGGAAUAAAGAAUGCAAACUUCUUCAGAAAAUCUUCUGAGAAAAAAUCUUUGUUUGAAAAAAAGGAGAGUGGUGAAGAAGGCUGUUUCUUCCCCAUAAAUGGCGGAAUUCGAAUAAAUCCAGUUACACGUGAUGAAAAAAGCCGAGGAAUAACCAACAUCAAAGCAGGUUACCAAAUCAAAUUAAAGUUGUCUUUAAUGGAAGGAAAUGUGGGUUUUGGGUGGGUCAGACAGAAUGCAUUCUUUAGGAGGAAGGCAUGGGGAUUUUAUUUCUUAAGAUCAGAAGAUGCAACAACAACAUCAACAAAAGGUGUGACAUCAGAAACAUCACUCAAAGUUUUUCCAACAACUGAAGUUACCGAUAGUUCUUACGAUUACAGAGGACAGGGAGAUACUCCCUGUGUUAUAGCCGAGAACGAAAGCACAGAAAAGAAAGAUCAAGAAAAUGCAGUGGUAGUACCUAUGAUCAAGAAAACUAUUGCUGAAUGCAUUGAUGAAAUUAAACUUGAAGAAAACAUAUUGGUUGUUUGAAUUGAAAAAAAAACACAAUUAUAAGCCAAAUGAAUGAUUGAA
Molecule: messenger RNA, 2169 nt
Organism: Mytilus trossulus (common blue mussel)
Lineage: Eukaryota; Metazoa; Mollusca; Bivalvia; Mytilida; Mytilidae
Exons: 10
Coding region: 685-2127 (480 amino acids)
Source: RefSeq, a predicted model, not a curated record